AUGGUGCCGAACUAUCGUUUCUCUGCUCGACUUCAUUACGUAUCGUCGAAGAAUGAUUAUCCUCCCGAGAAAUGCUCAAUAACAUUUACGGAAGGGCAUCCUGAUAUUCUUAAUGCUGUAUAUAACUACACUCACAGGUUAGAUCCAAAUACGGAUCUAAACUACACACAAAGAGCAGAGGCAUUAAAAUUUUUUGUUCAUUUUAUUGGAGAUUUACACCAGCCACUCCAUUUAACCGGCAGAUUUCGUGGCGGGACCGCUGCCUACGCUUUAUUCGAAGGGCGCAAAGCUAGCUUACAUUCAAUAUGGGACUCGAGAAUAUUAUUGAAACGUAUAAACGAACUACAACAAAACGCCAGCAGUGCUAGUGACUACUAUGAGGAAUCUGUUGAUUAUGAACCGUACAUUAAUCACAUAAUCACUAUGAUGUCAAAGACGUGGAGGUUACAAAAGAAAAGUUGGGUUACAUGCGCUCAAGAAAUGGUUCAAUCUUCAGCCGAAUCGGAUCAGUUGCCCUUCCAUGGCGACGACAUGGAAAUGAACGCACCCAUUCCGCCAAUGUCGCCGAUUGCUUGUGCCUCUUAUUGGUCUCAAUACGUAAAUAAAUUAAACUGUGAAUUUGUGUGGGAUGGGUUUGAGAAAGGCAAGGAAUUGGGUGAGGGUGAUUACUAUAAUAGAAUACGCGAGUCCUACUUAAUCGAAAAGCUGUUGGGUAUGGCAGGAUACCGCAUGGCAGCAGUAUUGAAUGCAUUAUUUGUAGAAUAA
This is a messenger RNA of Paraglomus brasilianum, 765 nucleotides long. Lineage: Eukaryota; Fungi; Glomeromycota; Glomeromycetes; Paraglomerales; Paraglomeraceae. The record is from the annotation of a GenBank genome assembly.